CCGAAGGCCUUUUCUCUUUGGCUAUUAGCCCAUAUUAGCCCAGGGGUAUCGCUGACUAGCUCCAGCCACGUCAAAAAUCCCUGGUCAGAUCAUCUCAUUUUUCCCUUUUAAUUACUGCGCAGCGCCUUCCAUCCGCGACUCAACGACCUUCGCGUCUUUAUUAACCUGCAUGCCGCAACGAUAAUCCAAGGGGAAAUCACAUUCUCCUUGGUUCUGUGUAACUAGCAGCGACCACGAUGGCUUUCUACGGUGCUCGCGAGAGGCCUUCCAGGACCUCCUCGCCCGUGCCUGCCAUCGACCCUCACCAUGAUCCUUUCGUGGCGGUCGCGUCUCCCCCUAGUUCCAGCCAUCACAGAUUCUCCAAUUUUGAUUCACAGAUUUUCGCUCUCGGACCCAAUGCAUCACAAAUACAAGCGAAAAAGGCAUUAGAGGCCCAUCUUGCCGAGACGGAUCGAAGAAUGGAAGAAGCCGGCAAGUUAGGCACCGCGUUAGUUCAACAACGCAAGGAGUUAAGUGAUAGAUUAAGAGAGGUGGAGAAACUGCAGGCAGAAGAGGAAUUAUCUGAUGAUCUCCGUCAAAAAUUAGCUGAGAUUGAGAAAGACUACAACGAUGUUGCUAGAGAGAGCGCACGUGCAUUCUUACCCAAGCAAAGAGUCCCUAGCAAUGAGGUUUCUGCUGGAUCUCCCUUUGUUCCCGAAGGCAAAGGUGGAAGGCGUUCCGUCAGUCCAUCCAAAUUCGAGGCCCAAGCAACGGGAUCUCCGACCAAAUUCAGUGUCCCCAACCGAAAACUUCGCAACCAGCCGGCAAACCGAAUCCACGACAUCGAGUUCGCUGCGGAAAUAAGCCAAUCUUUGAUUGCUCAAGUUCGCAACUUGCAGGGCCUUCUUGCUGAAAAGGAAGAAGAACUAAAGGAGAUCAAGAAUGAGAAGUCCAAGCUUGAAUAUGAAGCCGAGGGUUUCCAACAGCGAGUCAAGAAUUUGGAUGAGAGCGAGCAUCGGUACAAGGAUGAGAAUUGGAGCCUUGAAACUCAGGUCCAUGACCUCAUGGCGAAAGAAAGAGAGGCACAAGAUCGCGAGAAGAAGUUGAACCAAGCUCUCAACAUGCUCCAGGCCGAGAAAACAUUCAUCCAGAGAGAAUUAGACGAGGUGAAGAUGAGCCACUCCAAGCUUAGUGAAGAACAUGCCACGUCGAUGAAACACCACGACAUAGAACUCGGCACCGCGAAACGAAACAUAGUCAUCGCAGAGUCUGAACGCACUGCUCUCCGUAAAAAGAUUGAUGAUUUAACUGGCCAGAAUCAAGAACUCGCCAAGGCUGUGUCUGCUUCUCAGAGAGCGAGGAUUAUUGAACGCGAGUCGAUUCUUGGCAUGGCCGACGAAGGUUUCGAGACUGCUCAUGACAAGACGACUCCCGAGCAUUCGCCUCCUCCUUCGCCGGUAAAAGGAACACCGCGACAUUCCAUGCUUGAAUCGGAAACUCUCAAGACCUCUCUAGGACACGCUCAGCGCACGAUCCAGGGCCUUAGAAAUAAUGUCCACCGAGAGAAGACUGAGAAACUCGAACUGAAGCGCAUGCUCCAGGAUGCUCGUGACGAGCUGGAGAAAUUACGACAUGAUCCUAUCGUUCAGAACAAACGUGCGCGAAAGACCGAGUCUAGGGAGUUCAAGAAGCCACUGCGAUUGCUGGGAGGUCCGAGAACUGUUCGAAGCGAGGUCUUUUCCGAGGACUCGAACUGGGAAGAUCAACCCGAUUCCACCAGUCCGACUCGUUCUUCCUUAGCCUCGCGGGGAUCCAGCAAGUUCCAGUCCGUAGCGGAAGAGCCCUGCGAACAAUUUGAAACUGCCAACGAGACGAGUGAUGCCGCGUUCGAAACUGCACACGAGCCUUCAACUGAGACAGACGACUUCCAUACGGGCGCCGAAGAGUUUUCAAGCGACAGCGAUGAUGACGAAGAUGCUCUAACCGAGACGGAGAGUCCUUCUAAGCGUCGCACGCCGAGGAACAGACAGCCAAGUUUCAUUGGCUUGAACCGUAGCGGCUCUCUGCAUAGCACGGCAUCUACCGAGGAUGAUGAAGACUAUCCGUUCGAUCAGAACAACCGAACACCAACGAAGCUACCGCCUUUGCAGCCGAAGUUCCCGCUGCGUGUGGGCCGUGGCGCUCUCCGCCGAUCAAGACAGCCCAGCGAAGAGCCCGCGUUCCCGAGUAGUCCUCCAAGCGUUACAAGCAGUACGGCAGGCACCCCGCAACAGCGCAUCCAAAGUCUGGCAGCCGAAUUGGGCGAUUUCAAUAGUGAUAAUGACUCGACUCUGUCAGCGACACCUAGCAGGAGAUCCUAUAGGGGCCGGACCAUGUCACCAUCACCUCCACCGCCAGUUCCCCCGCUACCCAAGGUAAUUAUGGUUGAUAAUGGCACGAUGACCGAUGACCUUAAUAAUAGACCUAUGUCUUUGGAUACUGCCGCAAGUCGGUUUUCCACAUCGUCAUAUGGCUCUGUCGCUCAUGACCUGGAUGCAAAGCUUGCCAAGUUUCCUUCGCCUCCCACAUCGCCGCCGAAGAAGGAUAUGGGCGUGGAUUCUGCACAAAAUAUUGAGUCUCUCCCUAGAUCGGACGCGCACGCAGCCGACUUUGCAGCACUUCAAGCGCAGCACGAAAGAGCGCUGAAGGAAUUCAGCGAUGAAAAGGCGGCUGCCUAUGCUGCUGCUGUGGAGGAGCUCAAGAGCCAACACGCAGAGCAACUUAACAAGGCGCAAGCUGAUGCCAACUGGGCUCAUACGCAAGAAAUUGCAACGCUGAAGUCGAGCCAUGCCGAUGAAGUCAACAGGUCCAUCAGCGAGGUUCAGGCCGCCCAUGCGCGAGAGUUAGAGAACUUGAAAUCGAGCCAUACCGAUGACAUUGCCAAGGCUGUUUCUGAUGCCCAAGCCGCCUAUGCACAGGAGCUCGAGAUGCUCAAGUCAGCUCAUGCCGAAGAGAUCAGCAAGGUUAUUGCUGAAGCCAACGCGACUCACGCCAAGGAGUUAGAGUCGCUCAGAUUGAGUCACGUAGAGGAGAGCAACAAGUCUCUUGACGAAACCCGCGCUGUUCACGCACGGGAGGUCGAAGAGCUUCGUUCAAGUUAUGCUUCCCAAGCUGCGAAGGCAGCUGCUGAAAGCCAAGCGUUGCACGCUCAAGAAUUGGAUGCUCUGAAGGCUUCACUCGCCGAACAGGCGUCGCAGAAAGAGCUAGACAGCAACGCUGCGCACGAAGCGGAGUUGGAGGCACUCAAGACUUCUCAUGCGGAGCAAAUCGCGAUGCGAGAGUCUGAGAUUAAGGCUACGCAUGCCAGUGAGUUGGAGAGUCUCAAGAUGAGACAUGCGGACGAGAUAAGCAAUGUAAAGAACGAUAGCGAAAGUCGUCAUGCCGCUGAAAUCGCUGCUCUGGUUGCUGCCCACUCUGGCCAGGUUGACCAAUUGAAGACCGAAUUGUUCAAUGCCCAUGCUCAACAAGUUCAAGCCCUUCAAGCUGAUUAUGCCGAACAACUUGGCAAGGCGAGACAGCAGUCCGACGAAUCUCAUUCGCAGGAACUCGAGGCGUUGAAGGCGACUCACUCGAAGCAGAUUGAGGAGGUCAAGAGUACUUUAGUUGCAGCGCAUGCGACAGAAUUGGAUUCGAUCAGGGCAGCUCACGCCAAACACUUGGAAGACCUAAAGAAGGAGAACGAUGCUCUGCAUGCCGCCGAGAUUGCAGCGCUUAUUGCAUCUCAUAGCAAGCAAAUUGACUCCGUCAAGGCCGACAGCCAGGCAACAUUAGCGAAGGAGCUGGCGGCACUGAAGGAAGCCCAUGCACAAGAGAUCGACGCGCUGAAUAGUCAACACGCUGCUACUCGUGCUCAGGAGCUGGAAGCUUUCAAGGCGGCCAUUGACAAACAGAUUGAGUCUUCACAGAGCGAGGGCGAUGCUGCCCAUACCAAACAAAUCGAAGCUCUCAACGCCGCCCAUGCAGAGGUUUUAGAAGCUCAAAAGCGUGACAGUGAAACGUCCCAGACGCAAGCUCUGGAAUCACUCAAGGCCGCGCACGAACGGAACAUCGAGGCUCUCAAGAGUGAGCAUGCUGCUUUAAGAUCGAAGGAGUUGGACGACAUGUUAUCUACUCAUCUCAGGGAAUUGGAGGCCGUAAGACAAGAGCAUGAAUCCUCUAAGACCCAGGCUCUGGCAAGCCUAGUAGCAUCUCAUACGCAACAGCUCGAGGAGCUUCGACAAAAUCACCUGAAGGAGUUGGCGGAUCUUAGCUCUGAGCAUGAGUCUGCCAAGGCUAAGCUUGUAGAAGAACUCACCAACUCCCAGUCACAAGAGGUCCAAAAUCUCAAUCGGGAUAUCGAGUCCAAGGCGGCCGAGAUAACUGCAUUAACCGCUCAUCAUGCAAAGGUUCUAGAUGCACACAAAGCAGAGUCCCAAGAAGCGGUAUCGCAAAAGGAGCGAGAAAUCGAACGCCUCAGAGUUGCGCAAGAAGAAGCACAUGCUAAGGUUCUGCUUGAGUUGAGGAACGCUCACUCCCGCGACAUGGAGAAGGUUCUACAGGACGGAGAGGACCGCCAGUCUACAGCCUUGGAAGCUCAGAAGAAUGAACACUCUAGAGAGCUUGAAGAGGCUCUCGCUAGAGUAGCAGAGGCUCUGAGGGCUGAGCACGCCAACGUUCUGGAGUCGCUCAAGAAGGACUACUCUGAGGAAAGAGAGAGACUCAUGGCGGACCACACAGCGGAGCUCGAAGCUCUUCGGGAAUCCCUAACAGUCGCACCACCUACUCUUGGCUUCUCCCCAAUGACAUCGACCGAAACCGAGCCAAUUGAGGCGCGCGAUCUCAGAAGUCCCAGACGAGAAGCAUUCAUCAUCCCUCGGGAGGAUCGUCAUCAGCAGACACCCGCGAUCGGAUUACUCGGACGAAAGGGCGAGAGGGCUGCCACUCCAGAGAUUGCCGAAGACGAGACUCGCCAGUCGCCAAAUGCUACUCCCGGCCCAGAGACUCCGGAAUCACAGCGUCCUUUCAAGGAGAUGUCCACAAACACAAACGUCCGUCCUUCGCGCAAGUCAACAAUUCCUACCUCCGACCAAGGUGCGCAAACUACUCUUACUUCGAAUGGGCUGGAUCAAUUGUUGUCUCAAAGCCACACGUCUGAAGACUCUGUUACAAUCACGACUGCUCGUGGUGAGGUUACGGUAACGCCUUUCGACGAAGCACGAGCGAAGCAAAGGGCAGGCGAAGGCAGCGCUGUCUCCGCCCCUGACGCGAUUCCCCAGCGACGACCGGGCAGCUCGGCCAGUGCUCGAGGCUCCGCGGCGAAUAUGCCACCGCUGCCCCCGAACCAUAGGGAAGCAAUCGAAGCUGCACGCACCAACUCGGCUGGUGGAGGAAAAGGAACAAUGGGACCUCCGUUGUUACCUGCAUCGGCUUACAAGCCCUCGACUCCUCGACCUGAGACUCCAAGCACUAGACGCCCGAUGUCCGCGUCAUCAGUCAGAGGUACCCCAACACCACGAGCCGGCAGAUCUUCAACGCCAGGUUACGCGGAUGCUCAUUCAGCGAGGUUGGCCGCCCCCAGCAGGCAAUCAUCCAUGUCGUCGUUCACAUCCGAGGUCGAGACUAGGUUUAACAUGCGCAACGAGAUGGGUAUAGAUGCCGCAGCUUUCGGUCCAAACACUGAUCCACGCAUGAUCCAAGCCAUUACUCAAACCAUGAUCGGCGAAUACCUCUGGAAAUACACGCGCAAGACUGGCCGCGGAGAGAUGUCCGAGAACAGACAUAGGCGAUACUUCUGGGUACAUCCCUACACCAGAACCCUGUACUGGAGCGAGCGAGAUCCAUCGGAUGCUGGUCGAACGGAACUGAAGGCCAAGAGCGUCCCGAUCGAAGCUGUACGGAUAGUGGGCGACGACAAUCCUAUGCCGCCUGGGCUUCACCGAAAGAGUUUGAUCAUCGUCUCUCCUGGGCGAACAGUCAAAUUUACCUGCACGACUGGCCAACGACAUGAGACUUGGUACAACGCACUUUCUUAUCUAUUGCUUCGGACGGGCGAGGAGCAUCAAGCGGAUGCCGAGGAUGUGGCCGGCCAGAUCACCCAGGAAGACGUUGACGAAUUCAACCCUUCACUGGGCCGCAGGCCUGCGAACGGGACUCGAGCGCGAGCACCGCCAUCCUUAUCCUCCUAUCACUCUAGGACCACUGUUAACAACUCUCCUAACGUCGACAUAUCUAUGAGGAUCCCAACGCUGACCCCUACGCGCGAAAGAGAAACCGCGCGCACCGGCACUUUGGGCAGAUUGAGCGGUUACUGGAAAUCGAGCUCGAUAAACAGCACCUUUAGCAGCUUGAGAAGCCGAUCUCAUCUUACUCCUCAAGACAGCGCGAUCUACGAGGCCAGUGAAGUGCCAGACAGUGCCGAGGAUGUGAGACAGAUCAUGGAGCAGCAGGACAGGGACGCUGACAGGAUGGAGAACGUUCGGGCUUGUUGUGAUGGCAAACAUGAUGUCAGCCUCCUAGAUCACAAACGCAGUCGUCUCUCCAAUAGCCAUUCACACUCGCACAUGCAUCCCGGACGAUCGUCGACACCGACACCUAAGAGCACGACUCGAACUCGCGCAUAAUGGCUUGUCUUACUACAUCGCAACUUAUGACGGCUCCAUGUUUGAGCCUCUCGUGUCAUCCUAUUCUUGUCUAUCGCUCACUAUACCAUAUAAACUUUUGAACCGCCCCUCCUAAUCUUCUUUCCGCUACGAAGACCAGUCAUGGAUUCUUACGACGCCUACGAUUAUACAUUUUCUUUGCACGUUUAUUUAAUUCGCCUUUAUUCGCAAGGCCUCAUUCUGGACCUAUCUACCACGGCCGGGGGCUACGAUUGCAUUCGUUGCGUUAGAAACCGUGCCAGC
Messenger RNA from Annulohypoxylon truncatum, 6899 nucleotides. RefSeq lists its product as uncharacterized. Gene Ontology annotation, biological process: establishment of mitochondrion localization; microtubule cytoskeleton organization; dynein-driven meiotic oscillatory nuclear movement. Bases 237 to 6617 code for a protein of 2126 amino acids. The transcript is spliced from 4 exons. Gene Ontology annotation, molecular function: phospholipid binding; tubulin binding. The record is from RefSeq and is a predicted model, not a curated record. NCBI's taxonomy places the organism in Eukaryota, Fungi, Ascomycota, Sordariomycetes, Xylariales, Hypoxylaceae. Gene Ontology annotation, cellular component: cell cortex; mitochondrion.